AUGUACCCCCUUUUUACGUAUAGAAAAUUUAUUAAGAGUAUGUGGUGGUUAAAACCAGUACAGCAGAUCCGUCGGGCGCAUUCCCGCCUGUACUGUUUGUUCGAUCCUCUCGACCAUGUGACAGGAAUAGAAAAACGAGAGCUGUUGGCUCAUUUGGCCGGUGAUUGUGAUCCUUUUCGAAUGAGGCCCAUCAAGAAAGGUCCUGGAACACGCGAGCGUCCCAACCUGAUUCCCUCAUCAAACCCGAGUCGUCUGUUGUGUUGUAGUUGCGACCCUUAUGACAUGCAUGUGGAAUUUAUAUGGCUGCAUCAGGGCUGCCCCAAGCGUUGUGGCUGUGGUUAUUGGUUUGAAUUGUGUCCUGUUGCGCCGUUGUAA
This is a messenger RNA of Arctia plantaginis, 375 nucleotides long. Lineage: Eukaryota; Metazoa; Arthropoda; Insecta; Lepidoptera; Erebidae. The record is from the annotation of a GenBank genome assembly.